Messenger RNA from Trichophyton rubrum CBS 118892, 768 nucleotides. RefSeq names its product Hsp90 cochaperone SBA1. Gene Ontology annotation, molecular function: Hsp90 protein binding; protein-folding chaperone binding. Bases 1 to 768 code for a protein of 255 amino acids. The transcript has 4 exons. The record is from RefSeq and is a predicted model, not a curated record. Gene Ontology annotation, cellular component: cytosol; nucleus. NCBI's taxonomy places the organism in Eukaryota, Fungi, Ascomycota, Eurotiomycetes, Onygenales, Arthrodermataceae. Gene Ontology annotation, biological process: chaperone-mediated protein complex assembly; protein folding.
AUGGCUAACCCAGAGAUCACCUGGUGGCAGCGGUCAUCGGAUUCUGAUCCCAAGAGAAACACCAUUGGGUUGCGAUUCUGGGUCCCUUCCCUUGGAACUAAGGAGGCAUCGAAGAAAUCCGACUCGACGGAUACAGUCCAAAAAGACGCGAACUUGGGCAUACCUUCGAAGGACGACUCGACGUCAGCUCAUCCAGCCCAAGCGGAGGGUAAAAUAGAGACUGACGCAUCUGAUGAGAAAAUCUUUCAUGGACCCGGCGGGUCUAGAGUCGUGGUUACUCCAACUACAAUUUCAUUCAAGGGCUAUUCAACCGUCAAACAUACCCUUUACGAUGUGGAAUUGAAGUUAGCAAGGGAGGUUGACCCAGGUAGUGCAACAUGUGUCAUCGGAGAGGGACUCUCGACAACUACUGUGGAGGUUAACAAAAAGGAGCUUGAUGCAUCGUACUGGAAGACGUUGGUUGAGACUAAAAAGCUUGGUUACUUAAGAACCGACUUUGACAUGUGGCGUGACGAAGAUGAACAGGAACCCGUGAAAGAAGACUUUGGACCAACAUCGCUUGAAUAUGAGGAUGCCUUAGGACAAUUUGCUGGUAUGGAGGGCAUGGGCAUGGGGGCCGCAGGAGGAAUGGGACUCGGGGGUGAUGAGCAAGCUCAGACGGGAGAUGACGAUAGUGAGAUGCCUGGACUAGAAAGCGGUGAAGGUACUGACGAGGAGAAAGGAGAUACGCCUUCUACUGACAAACCAAAGAUCGAAGUGCUUCCUUAG